Messenger RNA from Exophiala oligosperma, 459 nucleotides. RefSeq lists its product as uncharacterized. The transcript has a single exon. Gene Ontology annotation, molecular function: catalytic activity. NCBI's taxonomy places the organism in Eukaryota, Fungi, Ascomycota, Eurotiomycetes, Chaetothyriales, Herpotrichiellaceae. Bases 1 to 459 code for a protein of 152 amino acids. The record is from RefSeq and is a predicted model, not a curated record.
AUGGGUAGGGACAUCGUUAUCAUCGCCCGAACGGAUGCGCUGCAGAGUUUCGGCUACGAUGAAGCUUUGCGGCGUUCGCGUGCUGCCGUUGACGCUGGUGCCGACGUCGCUUUCCUUGAAGGUUUCAGGACGCGUGAGGAAGCACGUCAAUUUUGCAAAGACAUGUUCCCAACGCCUGUGUUGCUGAAUAUGGUCCCAGGUGGAGUGAGCCCGCUUUUAACAGUCAACGAAGCGAAGGAAUUAGGGGCUAAAAUCAUGAUAUACCCGUUGCUAGCGUUAACACCCGUCUAUAAUGCCGUAACGGCUGCGGCCAGAGUACUCAAGAAACCAGGAGAAACAGAGAGUUUACCAGACGGCACGUCAGGUGGCAUUAGGGACAUCUUUGGGGUUUGCGCGAUGCAAGAGUGUGUACAAGUAGAUGAGAAGGUGGGUGGCCAGGAUUACAAAGCAGGUAUAUGA